AUGGAGAACUCCAGGUACACAGACCUCUUCGACAACAAGCGUCAGAGCGGUCAGCCGACCACGACCCGAAGCAUGGCACAAUCGAACCCUCGAAAUACCUGGUUUGACUACGGUCUCAACUACAUUGGCUUGAGCAGAUCGCACCAAAACUCAGUCAAAGAGGCGCUCGCGAGUGUAGAGUAUGAUUAUCAGAAUCUGGCCCGAGAAGUCAAGGAGCACAGUCGAGAGAAGGUACAGCACAAUGAAGAGAAGGGGGAGCUGCGUGAGACCAUCGAUACGUGCAAGCAUACGAUCUAUGACCUCCAGGCGCAGCUCAGAGAGUCGAAGGACGAUGUCAAGCAAGUGAAGCGGCAAGAGCAGCAGAAGUACGAGAUCAAAAGAAACGCGUACAUCGAUGCCACAAAUAAGCAGGCUGAUGAGCGCGUCGAGAAAGCCAAGAAGCAAUACCCUGGGUUCAUUGAGAACGGCAACAAACAGAUUGCUCAACAUGCAGCUAAUGCCAAUCGCACAGCCGAUCAGAAGCUCGUAGGUCUGCGGCGAGAGUGUGAAGGCCUCGAGCUGAGCAACCAGGAUCUCGAAAAACGGUGCACCAGCUUCGAAACAGAGAUUGAACGCCUCAGAGCUCAGGUGAAGGUGAUGCAAGAAGCGUCUCUCCGCAACGUUGAAGCUGAGCAUUGGGCUCCAUUGUCAGUCUCUGACAUCGACCGCAAGCUGAAGACCAUCCUCAGCGACGUCAAACAGUGGAGCGCCAAGUACGCCCAAUCGUCACUCCAGAACAUGAUUGCUUCACCUCGGUUCUACCUCGUAGGCUUUCGACUCCAGGAAGAGGGCUGUACUGGAUCGACUCAAGGUCUGCUGGAAAAGUUGGGACAGAACAGGUCAAUGAGCAAGAAGCCUGGCAAAGCAGCCGCUCUCCUCUUGGCAGCCCUCGUGUCUUCGGUCAUCAUGCGCCGCAUCAUCAACGACCCAUUCUUCGCCUUCGUAGGCGAAGACGACAGUACAUUGCUGUUGAAGAGUGAUGCCGUAGGCUUGGACCACAUCUUUGCGCAACUGCUGUUGACAGACGAAGAAGGAGCUCGCGCCUGGCGCUGCCAGCUCUUCCGCCUGCUAGACCCGCCAGAUGCGACUCUGGGCAAUGAUGCUGAGGAGGCGAAGACAAUCGCCGACAACAGCCGUCACGAAGCCGCUCACCACUUGGGUAAAGUGAUCUUGCACGAAGCUGCAGAUGUCUUGAUCCCCGCCGCCGACUGCAAAGCUGCACUGGCUAGCCUCGAGUCCAUCCUACUGCACGCUGCCGAGCUCUCGUGGACCUUCCACGCACGCAAGCAGAGCAUCAAGGUCCGUGAUAUCGACUACUUCAAGUCCGACAGAGCUUUGUGCUACAAACACACAGCAGCCGAUCUGGAGACACACUCACUCCACUGCGCCGAGGUCGACGACGAGCCAGAUGCCCUGGACGACAAGAUGAUCGUGCUCCUGUGCAACCCAGCGGUCGUAGCCUACGGCACUGCUGAUGGCACUGACUAUGACAAGAGCUGCAUCUGGCGGAAGGGCGUGGUCUGGCUUGGCUAA
Fulvia fulva is the source of this 1572-nucleotide messenger RNA. RefSeq lists its product as uncharacterized. The transcript is spliced from 2 exons. The coding region runs from base 1 to 1572 and encodes 523 amino acids. The record is from RefSeq and is a predicted model, not a curated record. Lineage: Eukaryota; Fungi; Ascomycota; Dothideomycetes; Mycosphaerellales; Mycosphaerellaceae.